Molecule: messenger RNA, 915 nt
Organism: Fulvia fulva
Lineage: Eukaryota; Fungi; Ascomycota; Dothideomycetes; Mycosphaerellales; Mycosphaerellaceae
Exons: 1
Coding region: 1-915 (304 amino acids)
Source: RefSeq, a predicted model, not a curated record
AUGCCUUCAAAUCAUGCAGAUGCGUCCCAAAGCUUCGAUCUACCACUCCGUGGUGGGGAUGGAUUGAGGCAAGAACAGAGCACUGCCAUCGAAGAUGCUCUUCGAAAAUACCGAAAUCGAGUGCUCGAGAUCAACAUGGCCAAACUAGAAACUGCCAUCUCAGACAUCGAAACCCGCGAAAUCAAAGCCAUGGAAUUCUGGCCCAAAACUCCCAAACUCGAUCCCGAAGAACUCCCUCAACGAAGAGUGGAAAGACUCGAGGGGGACUAUGGGGUUCGAUUGGAACAUCCCCAGGAUCCUAGUAUCACGUCUAUUCGAGAUUUCCUGAGUGAGGAUCGACGGGGCAAUCUCGUUAGGAGCUGUCGGUUGGACGGGGUAGUCCAUGGAGAAGUUGAUAUUGAGGCCCUUGAGGCGUGGAUCGAAAAGACCGAGGAACAGAUCCGAACAGCAGAAAGGACGGAAAUCCAUCUCGACGGUCUACCGGCCGAGUUGAAGUAUUUGAUGACUCUGAUCCGCGGAAUCUGCGGGAACGGACUUCCUGCAUAUCGAUACUCCGGCCAGCUGCGCCAGAUGAAAUUCAUCACCGAUAUCGAAGGCGAGGAAACGGAGGGAGAGGAACCCAGGAACUCGGGAUUCGUGACGGUGCCUAGGACGGACGAGGAAAUGAGCGAAGGCCAUCUUGGGGAUAUCCAGGGAUCAUGGGAUGACCAUGUGGUUGCGCUUGCAGCUGGGAUUGGCAAUGGCGGGUUCGCGGUAUAUUGUCGCAAGCAAGAAGACGCCGAUGGUGCAAUUGGGUGGAGAUGGAAGUAUGGGCUAUGGGAUCCUGAAUUCAAGACCGCUCUGUACGAUACCGUGGAGGAAUUUUUGGAAUUCUAUGCCGAUUUCGAUAAGGAGGGCGGAGACGAUCCCACCUAG